Eublepharis macularius is the source of this 375-nucleotide messenger RNA. RefSeq names its product gastrin releasing peptide (gene GRP). Gene Ontology annotation, biological process: neuropeptide signaling pathway. NCBI's taxonomy places the organism in Eukaryota, Metazoa, Chordata, Lepidosauria, Squamata, Eublepharidae. The coding region runs from base 31 to 375 and encodes 114 amino acids. The transcript is spliced from 3 exons. Gene Ontology annotation, molecular function: neuropeptide hormone activity. The record is from RefSeq and is a predicted model, not a curated record.
CCCUUGCAGGGCAACGAGGGAGCGCCCGCCAUGGCCAAGAUCUACCCCCGGGGCAGCCACUGGGCAGUCGGACAUUUCAUGGGGAAAAAGAGCACUGGAGAAUUUCCUUACAUGUAUGAAGAGCCAAACAAGGCAGCCUUUUCUUUGCUACCGGAUGACGUCAAGCGGCUGGAGGAAGAUCCGCAUUGGGAGGAGAUGGUGAAGAGGUUCCUUCGGCUUGUCGAGGGGAACGACAACAGAAGCGCUCAGGUUCUCAGGGAAGAACUGCCAUUUUCCACCAAUACCGCUUGGGAGGCAGAGGAUAACAGCAGUCUUAAAGAUAUGAUGGAUUAUCUGCUGCAAGCGACGGAGAGGAAAGAAAGUUCUCCGAGCUGA